Doryrhamphus excisus (bluestripe pipefish) is the source of this 1212-nucleotide messenger RNA. RefSeq names its product myosin light chain 5-like. NCBI's taxonomy places the organism in Eukaryota, Metazoa, Chordata, Actinopteri, Syngnathiformes, Syngnathidae. Gene Ontology annotation, molecular function: calcium ion binding. The record is from RefSeq and is a predicted model, not a curated record.
UUUACUUUCUCCUGGCAAAGUAGUGCUGCUGGCUCAGCGGGGCGCCUUGAGCAGCUUUCCCGCUCUGAUCCAUUUAGUCAAGUUUCUUUCCCGCCCUGAUCCAUUUAGUCGCGUUCGUUUUUCCGCACCGAUGAGCUCGGCUGCCGCGUCCUGAUCCGAUGUGUCGUCCUUCUGUCGGAUUACAAUAAUCCACGCCAAAGCGGAUUUCCUCCAACGGGGCUGCGGCGAGGUCUUGUGGGUAAUGAAGUCCUCUUCCAACAUGGCUGCCGUGUCUUUUCUCACUUCCGCCAGCAGCCGACACCAUUUGUAAAGGGGCGUGGUUUAGACUAAGUUUCCGGAGCGAGCGCCGCCUCCAUGGUCUGCUUGUGAGUGUCACGUUAGGUGAGGGGUCAAAGGUGACUUGGAAGCCUCCAGAGAAGUGAUGGUUCUUUUGGGUCAGGUCCAUUUACGGACAUUUUGUGAGGACAGAGACGUCCCCACUGACACGACUUAUCAUCACAUGACAUGUGCACGCUGGCAGCUGCUCUAUAUAAAAGCUGCAGGAUUGAGUGGGGGGGGCGCAUCCUCACACCCCCGUGAAGACAUCUGAAGACAUGGCCAGCAGAAAGACCAAGAAGAAAGAAGGCGGAGCCAAACGGGCCCAGCGAGCGUCGUCCAACGUGUUCUCCAUGUUUGAGCAGACGCAGAUCCAGGAGUUCAAAGAAGCUUUCACCCUCAUGGACCAGAACCGAGAUGGCUUCAUCGAUAAGGAGGACCUGAAGGACACGUACGCCUCUCUGGGCAAAGCCAACGUGAAGGACCAGGAAGUGGAGGAGAUGCUGAGAGAAGCUAGCGGUCCCAUCAACUUCACCAUGUUCCUCACUCUGUUUGGAGGAAAGCUUCACGGCACCGACCCGGAAGACACCAUCCUCAACGCCUUCAAGAUGUUCGACACCGACGCCAAAGGUUUCAUCCACAAAGACCAUUUACAUCAAUUACUCACAACACAAGCUGACAAGUUCACAGAGGAGGAGGUCAAGCAGAUGUUCCAGUCGUCCAACAUCGACUCAUCGGGAAACUUGGACUACAAGUCUUUGUGUUACAUCAUCACUCAUGGCGAAGAGCGGGAAGAGUGAAGAUGGCCUCUCCCUCUUGUUGCUAGGAAGAAUAGACCAUCCAAAGUCUCUCUGUUGUUGCCAAACAAUAAAGUCUCAUUGUUGCCAGGCAGAAUAA